Messenger RNA from Pipra filicauda (Wire-tailed manakin), 2305 nucleotides. It is a transcript of the gene CUNH3orf38, whose product is annotated as chromosome unknown C3orf38 homolog. Lineage: Eukaryota; Metazoa; Chordata; Aves; Passeriformes; Pipridae. The transcript is spliced from 3 exons. Bases 1 to 855 code for a protein of 284 amino acids. The record is from RefSeq and is a predicted model, not a curated record.
AUGGAUACUGGAAUUAGAGAUUAUAAGGACCUGCUAACUUCCAUUUCUUUGCUUGCAGAAGCCAUUCACGCCAUUCUGCUUUACAGCCAGAACGUGGAAGAACUUCUGAGACGCAGGAAGGUCUAUCGAGAAAUAAUCUUCAAGUAUUUGGCAGCACAAGGAAUUCCAGUCCCUCCUUCCUUGGAGAAACAUCUGCUCAUUGACCGUGUGAGGCAGUUCUGGAGUGGGCAGCUCUCAGCUCGAGCCUUGGAGUCGGGGCAGACAAAACUGCCUGCAGAGAGUCAUGGAGAGGGAGGAAAGCCACCACAAGAUGACAUUGGUGGUCUGGGAGGACAAUUCUGUCAGUGGUACUUUGAACUCCUGAACUCUCAACAUCCCUUGGGAGUAAAAUCUGAAGAUACAUGGGGACCACAGCAUUUCUGGGAGGAUGCCAGAAUGAAAUUCUGCUACGACACUUCGGAAAAGAACAUGGAACAGUACGUUGGUGCGGACAUGGUGAGCCUUCGGCUGCUCUCCUUGGUGAAGGAGGAAUGCCUUCUCUUCAACCCCAACCUGCAUGGCAAUGGCCUCAAAUAUGCCAUGUCUCCUCAUGGCUUGGUGCUGGUGGCAGUGGCUGGCACAGUGCACAGAGACAACACUUGUUUGGGCAUCUUUGAGCAAAUCUUUGGGCUCAUCAGCUGCCCCGUCAGGAAUAACACCUGGAAAAUAAAACUCGUGAAUCUUAAAAUAGUCGGACAGAACGCUCUGGAGCCUGGGAUGCAGAUUGAGGAACCCUCCAUAAAAUAUGAGCUGAACCAACUGAGAGAGUUCUAUGAUGGGAAGGAACUGACCGUGUUUGAACCUCAGAAAUUCUGAGAAUCUCAGAAAUUUUUUCGCACUGGGUCAGGGUGGAUGCUUGCACCCUUUUCUGACUAAGAUUGUCUGGGUGGCGCACUGAGAUACAGAGUCUAAAGUAUUAACACAGGGAUUACUUGUGGGCACCUUUCCAAGAGCUAUCACAUAUUUCAGAGUAUUACUUCAGGUUUUGCACUGUAGAGUGGAGUUACUUUGGUUAUCCUGGUACAAAACGUGGUUACAUUUCACUGUGGGCUGGCAGGAAUGUCGAACAGAUGACCUGGGGUUCACAAACUGCACAUUCCUUCUCUUCAGGACACCAGUUUAAACUCUUACCUGAGAUGGAGUAGGAAGUCAUCACACUUGACUUUGGGAAUUUGGGAUGGGCAGGUGUCUAAAUGGACAUCUAAGUCCCAAGAAGCUUUUGGAGAGGGCAGACAAAAUUCUGUGAGUGGAGGGAUGGAGGCAGCUGCCAUUUAUGUUCUGAAUGUGGUUUAAUGGGACAUUUCAGGGAAUUUAACACUGUUGAAGUCUUUUUUGGUUUUUGCCUUUGGAUGUAUAGCUUCCUUUCCUUUUACCUUAUGGUUCCAGCUUCGUAAUGAACACAGGCAAACUGCUGUUCUGUGUCCCCAAACAGACAGGUUUGAGAUGGUUGCCCAGGCACCCAUUUCUAGCACUGGCUCUCUUGGAUCAAGUAGUUCAUUCCAUAACUUGCAGCAGCACUGUAUGAACCAAAUGCUUUGAUAGUUAUUUUGUAUAUAAUUAUAACGGAGUUCUUUAUAUAAUAGUUGUGAUUUUUGUAUGUUUCCUCAAAAUAAGUAUUUUGUGUACUCUGAGCUGCUUUAUUCCAUUGACUGGAAAUCAGUUUGUUAACACUGGCUGGUUACAACAAUAGGUCAUACUAAGAAAAGUCUCCAAAUACUACUCAAUAACUGAAAUUAUUGCAAUUAUAGACCUUGAUUUUUUUUACUUUAUUUAUUUAUAAGGAAUUAGAGGUGAAACGAAACAGAAACGCCUCUUUUUGCAUCUUAUUUGGGUUGUUUGUGAGUUUACUUUAAUUUUCUAGCUUCAGCAAUUCAUGUUGUGAAAAUGGAAACAUUCCCCAAAAGAUACAAAACCAAAAGAACUGUUCCCACAUUUGUUAAAGAGGACAAAUGGUAAAGUAUGGGUGGGUGAAGGGAAACAAGAAGAUUCAGGUGUGCACAGAACUGACUUUUAUGAGCAGUCUGGAUCUUGUUUUCUCCUUAGAAUUUUCUAAAAUAAUUUCUAAGCUAAAGUUCAAAUACUGUGUUGGAAUGUUCUUUGCCAAUAAACAGCUGAGCUGCAGCUUCUUCAGCUACUGAUGUUUAAUAAUUAAAAAUCAAAAUUUAAAAUUCAGAAGAAGAGUUUCCUUUUAUGUGUUGAACUUUGCACUAAUCAAAUUCUGUAAAAAGAGAAAUAUAGUAAAUAGAAAUAAAAUAUAUCUUCAGUA